This is a messenger RNA of Laetiporus sulphureus 93-53, 2214 nucleotides long. RefSeq names its product DNA mismatch repair protein MutL. Bases 1 to 2214 code for a protein of 737 amino acids. The record is from RefSeq and is a predicted model, not a curated record. The transcript is spliced from 14 exons. Gene Ontology annotation, molecular function: ATP hydrolysis activity; mismatched DNA binding; ATP binding. Gene Ontology annotation, cellular component: MutLalpha complex. Lineage: Eukaryota; Fungi; Basidiomycota; Agaricomycetes; Polyporales; Laetiporaceae. Gene Ontology annotation, biological process: mismatch repair.
AUGGCCACUACCGCGCGCUCGCCAUCUCCACCACCACCCGGACCUUUACCCAUUCGUCGUCUCCAAGAAUCUGUCAUCAAUCGCAUUGCAGCGGGAGAAAUCAUACAUCGGCCAGCAUCAGCGCUGAAGGAGCUCAUUGAGAACAGCCUCGAUGCUGGUUCCACCUUCAUCCGCAUCACUGUGAAGGAUGGAGGCAUGAAGUUGCUCCAGAUACAGGAUAACGGAUGUGGAAUUAGGAAAGCAGAUUUGCCCAUCCUGGCAGAACGCUUCACCACCUCCAAGCUGUCAACAUUCGCUGACCUGUCUCAUCUGACAACCUAUGGCUUCCGAGGGGAAGCUCUCGCAUCUAUAUCAUAUGUCGCUCACCUGUCGGUCGUGACGAAGACCAAGACUGACACAUGUGCAUGGAAAUCAAGCUAUGCCGAUGGCGCCCUCGUUCCUGCCAAAGUUGGGUCGCCUGCCGAGCCGAGACCAUGUGCAGGGAAUGACGGGACGACGAUCACGGUAGAGAACCUCUUCUACAACACUCCGACUAGAUUGUCUGCCCUUCGUAGCUCAUCGGAAGAGUAUGCCCGCAUCCUCGAUGUCGUCACAAAAUAUGCGGUGCAUAACCCGCACGUCUCGUUCACUUGCAAGAAGGCUGGCUCGCCAACACCGGACGUCUCCACUCCGUCCGGUUCCACCACAGCGCAAGCUAUUCGCUUGCUCUAUGGCCAGACGAUCGCCAAGGACCUGCUGCACGUAACAGUAUCAUCUUCAUCGGAUGAUGAAGGCUCGGGCAAUGCAAACGAGGAUGCCAAUUCCUGGUCAGCCGAAGCUCACUUCACGAACGCGCACUAUCAGGCGAAGAAGACUGUCCUACUCCUGUUCAUCAAUCAUCGUCUAGUGGAGUCCUCUCGCAUCAAAAAGGCCAUGGAGGCCAUCUACAAUGGCAUCUUGCCCAAAGGCGCGUCUCCAUUCGUCUAUCUCAGUCUGCAGCUCGAUCCGCACUCGGUCGACGUGAACGUCCAUCCAACGAAGCGCGAAGUGCAUUUUCUGAACGAGGACGCCAUCAUGGAGCGCAUCUCCGAUGCCCUCCAGGGGAAGCUUGUCGGGGAGAGCCAGUCGCGCGUGUUUGAGUAUCAGACUCUCCUUACAGGCGGCGUCGCCGAAGUGCCGCGCGACAAGGGAAAGGGCAAGAAGCGAGCGCUCGACCAGGAGGACCGUGAUGAUGAGAACGAGGAGAUGCAUGAAGAAGGCUCCUCGACACCGCUAUCUUCUAUUCAACAGAAGAAGAAAGUGCUCUCGCAGCACAAAGUGCGCACCUCGCUGCAAGACCGCACGCUCGACUCGAUGUUCGCGAUCGUCAGUCCUUCGCAGCAGGCGAGCGGAGGCAGCGGGCCGAGUGGGCCGGAGACGCCGCCGAAUCAGGUAGCCAAAGCGCGCGACAUUAAGGAAUCGCUGUGCUACUUGACAUCGGUUCGAAACCUUAGGCAGGCUGUGGUUAAGGGAAAGCACCGCCAGCUCAGCGAGAUCUUGGAAAAGCACACGUUCGUCGGGAUCGUGGACGUCAGUCGAUGCCUCUCCCUCAUCCAACACUCGACGAAGCUGUAUCUGGUGAAUCACGGCGCUCUAGCAGAGGAACUGUUUUACCAGCUCGGGUUGCAUCAGUUCGGCGACCUCAGACGGUUGAAGCUCGAUCCUGCGCCAUCGUUGCGGACGCUCAUCGCUCUUGCGGUUGACGUGGAGGAAGGCAUUGAGCGCAGCGGGCUAAGCAAGCCGCAAAUCGUCAAUCGCAUAGUCGAUACGCUGGUUGAGCGCCGCGAGAUGCUCGACGAGUACUUUUCGCUUCGCAUCAGCGCCGAGGGCGUGGUCGAGAGCCUGCCGAUGCUGCUGAGGGACUAUACGCCCAACCUCGACAAGCUGCCGCUCUUCCUAAUGAGGCUCGGGCCUCAGGUUGACUGGACGUCCGAAAAAGAAUGCUUCGAAUCGUUCCUUCGCGAGCUCGCGUAUUUCUAUGUCCCAGAGCCGCUCAUAACACCGUCCGCGACAGACGCAGACACGGAGCUGUCCGAGGAGGAGAAGGCGGAAGACCGUUCGGUGCAGUGGCAGAUCCAGCAUGUGUUGUUCCCUGCGAUGGCGCGGUAUCUGGUCGCGCCGAAGUCGCUGUUGGACCGCGAUGUGGUGCAGGUGGCGAACUUGCCGGACUUGUACCGUGUUUUCGAGAGGUGUUGA